GAUGGUGCCAGGACCCUUGAGGGGUGCAUCCCUGCUGUCCCCCGCCAUGCCCACAGCCGCCCUCCGCCUGCUCUGUGGUGUGGUGAUGCCGGCUGCCAUGCUCUGCGUCGAGCCCCUGCCCCGCGUCGCCUUCCUCAGUGGGGACCCCCGACGGACCCUGACCCAUUUCAGCCAGGACAACGUCUCCCACUAUGACAUCUUCCUCCUGCAUGAGAGCGAGGAGGAGCUGUACGUGGGGGCACGUGACCGCGUGCUGGCCCUCACCGUCGGCACCCCAGGCAGCAUCCGUGCCAAAGCCUCGAUAAUGUGGGGACCCACAGCCGAGAAAACCUCUGAGUGCGCUUUUAAGAAAAAGAGCCAGGAGACUGAGUGCUUCAACUUCAUCCGGGUCCUUGUGGCCCUGAACCAGACCCACCUCUACGUCUGCGGGACCUAUGCCUUCAGCCCCGCGUGCACCUACAUUCACCUGGAGAACUUCACACUGAUAUCCAGUGGCAGAGGACAACCUUUCCUGGAUGGGAAGGGCCAGUGCCCCUUUGACCCCCAGCACACCUACACGGCCCUGCUGGUGGAUGGCGAGCUCUAUGCCGGCACCAUGAACAACUUCCAGGGCAACGAGCCCAUCAUCUCCCGCUCGCUGGGCAGCCGGACCCUGCUCAAGACAGAUGCCUUCCUCCGCUGGCUUUCGGCUGAUGCUGCCUUCGUGGCCUCCUUCAGCAUCCCUGGAGAUGACAAGGUCUACUUCUUCUUUGAGGAGACAGCUGAUGAGUUUGAUUUCUUCGAGCGGCUCCUGGUGCCGCGGGUGGCCCGUGUCUGCAAGAGCGAUGUUGGGGGUGACAAGGUGCUGCAGAAGAAGUGGACGACGUUCCUGAAAGCCCAGCUGGUGUGCUCGCAGCCCGGCCACUUCCCCUUCAACGUCAUCCAUCACGCCUUCGCCCUGCCCCGCCGCAACGGUGGUGCCGACUUCUACGCUGUCUUCACCUCGCAGUGGCAGGCGGGCAGGGCGGGCAGCGCAGCCGUCUGUGCCUACAGCCAGGAGGCUCUAGAAGAGGUCUUCGAGGGCAAGUACAAGGAGCUGAACAAGGAGAGCUCCCGCUGGACGGUUUACAGCGGCCCCGACAUGAGUCCCCGGCCCGGCAGCUGCUACAUGGGUCCCUCCUCUGACAAAGCCCUCACCUUCAUGAAGGACCAUUUCCUAAUGGACGGGAAGGUGUCACCCACCCAGGGGCGGCCGCUGCUGGUGAAGACGGACGUCACGUACAAACGCAUCGCGGUGGACGAGACCCGUGGUGUCUCGGGGUCCACCUACCGUGUCAUGUUCCUGGCCACAGCGGAGGGUUUCCUGCACAAAGCAGUGGAGCUGCCUGGGGGUCCCCACAUCGUGGAAAGCAUCCAGCUCUUCGGGACGCCGGAGCCGGUGAAGAACCUACUGCUGGCCCCGGGGAAGGGCAUCCUCUACGUGGGCUACUCCGGUGGCGUCCUCCAAGUCCCAUUGGCCAACUGCAGCCUGCACCGGAGCUGUGCUGAGUGCGUGCUGGCGCGGGACCUCCGCCUACCGUGCCCCCGCCGCUCCGCCCUGGCCACCUACAGCUGGCAACAGCCCAGCAGCCGGGGGGGCCGGGGGGACACAGCGCUGCUGCCUGACCACACGCUGGUGGUCAUCAUGCAACGGGGGACUGCUGGCACCUACAAGUGCCAGGCCACUGAGAAUGGCUACACCUGGACCGUGGCUCAUUACCAGCUACGGGACCCCAGUGGGGCGGCCCCCCAGCCGGACGGGCUGGCUGAGGAGGGGUUGGCCUGGGCAUCCCCAGCCCCCGGCACCCCCCGGUCUUACUGGCCCCAGUUUGUCACCGUCACCGUGCUGCUGGCUGUGACGCUGGCCGCCGCCGCCUGCCUGGCCCUCCUCACCUACCACGACCAGCUCAAAGCCAGGAGCAAGGUGCGGGGGUGCAGCACGCCCCACAGCCCCCCAUCCCAGCGCCGGGAGAAGGUACCCCUCAAUGGAGAGACCGGAGAGCCCCCGGCACCCGGAGUCCCCACCGAGGAGGAGGAGGAAGGCUCCCGUGCUUGCUGCCUCCAGCUUGAUGGGGACAUCGAUGCUGAUAACAACAGGCUCCGUGUCCCAGCGGGGGACACAGCGUGA
Molecule: messenger RNA, 2146 nt
Organism: Aptenodytes forsteri (emperor penguin)
Lineage: Eukaryota; Metazoa; Chordata; Aves; Sphenisciformes; Spheniscidae
Gene: SEMA4A
Product: semaphorin 4A
Exons: 13
Coding region: 2-2146 (714 amino acids)
Biological process (GO): axon guidance; neural crest cell migration; positive regulation of cell migration
Molecular function (GO): semaphorin receptor binding; chemorepellent activity
Source: RefSeq, a predicted model, not a curated record